Messenger RNA from Gongylonema pulchrum, 450 nucleotides. The record is from the annotation of a GenBank genome assembly. Lineage: Eukaryota; Metazoa; Nematoda; Chromadorea; Rhabditida; Gongylonematidae.
AUGUCUGCAUUUUUACCGUUGUGGCUGGCAACUUCUUCAAUUGCUCUGAUCGUGUGGGACAAAGCACUGCCAGUAAUCAAUAUUGAUCGUCAUUCCGCGUAUCUAAUUGGGCGUGACAGUGAAACCGCCGAUAUUGUGCUGGAUCAUCCGGGUGUUUGGACACAACAUGCAGUAAUACAGUUUUGUCGCACGAUGAAAUAUAUAAAUCACGAGGAUGUAGAAUUCAUUCGCCCGUACAUCAUCGAUUUUGGCACUUAUAAUGGGACCUACGUGAACAGGGAAUCUGUCAGACCUUGGCGGCGCAGGGAAUUAAAUGAGAAUGACAAGCUGCAAUUUGGAAACUGCAUACGAGAGUUUGUGCUACGUUGUGAAAAACCACCGGAUGACGAGGACGAAGAAGUGGUAUGCAAGAAAAAGAGAAGGAUGGAAGCCAAAGAGGAAUCUCUCUGA